Molecule: messenger RNA, 1263 nt
Organism: Exophiala bonariae
Lineage: Eukaryota; Fungi; Ascomycota; Eurotiomycetes; Chaetothyriales; Herpotrichiellaceae
Exons: 2
Coding region: 1-1263 (420 amino acids)
Molecular function (GO): FAD binding; monooxygenase activity
Source: RefSeq, a predicted model, not a curated record
AUGGUUUUUGAGGUCGCGAUCAUUGGGGCUGGCCUGGGUGGCCCUGCCCUUGCUCUAGAACUGCUUGAAGUGCCAAAUGUCAAAUGCACUAUCUACGAGCUCCGAGGUGAGGGAUAUGAACAAGGUCAACAUAUUUCUCUAGCUCCCAAUGCGCUACGCGUGCUGGAAAAUAUCGGAAUCCUCGAGAAACUGCAGAAAAUGGGAAACAGCUACGAAGAUCUUCACCUACGCAAUGCUAGUGGUGCACAGAUUGUAACAUUUCACAACGGCAACAAGGAUGGUUACGGAUUCAGUGCAAUGAGAAUCCAUCGCCACCACGUUCAAAGGGUCUUGAUCGAAGCAUGCCAGGCGAAAGGUGUCAGUAUUCGCCAUGGCAUGAAGAUUCAAGGUAUCAGUGAGGACUCAUCAAGUGACGAGGUGGAAUUGACCUUCGCCAAUGGUGAGACUGCGUACGCAAGUUUUGUCGUUGGGGCAGAUGGAUUGCAUUCGAUUGUCAGAGAACAUGUUGUAAAGGAAUCGACCUCCAUUUAUGCACAUAUGAUAGGCGUAACUGGUUACCUGCAGAAACGCCAGUUACAUCCAUCGGCCAACUCAAUUGGGCUCCCUUCACAUUUCAUAGGUCAUAAUGGUUUCAUCGCCAUCAUGCCAUCAGAUGUGUCGGGUAAUGAAAUCGGUUUCUUCUCGACUAUGGACUUCGGAGAAGAGAGGUCGAAGCAAGAGUGGGAUGAAUUAUUCAAAAACAAGGACGCAAUCAGGUCCAUCCUCCGUGAACGCUUCUGCAAAGAAAAUGGGUGGUGUGAGCUGGUAGAUUCCCUGUGCAAGAGUGUUGGGUCUGAUACCUUGUGCUCCUGGCCAUUCUAUAUUGCGCCUCAGCUGCCAACUUGGAGCACCCAAAGCGGUCGUGUUCUCGUGAUUGGUGAUGCAGCACAUGCCAUGAUCCCAACAGGUGGAUUGGGCGCGUCGUUAGCAUUUGAAGAUGCAGAAUGUCUUGCUCUGACGUUCCGACGACUAGGUCGGUCAAACUUUGAUUUGGAUGCGGCACCGAAGUUACUCAAAGUAUGGGAAGGGCAUAGAAAGCAGAGAUUGGCUCUUAUACAAGACUUUACGAACAAAAACAGGCGAUUAAGGCAACCGGGUGGAAGUCGAUUUUCACAAUAUCUAAAGGAGUGGGCUAUUUGGCUUUUCUUCUUGUUCAUCGGAAAGGGUGGGCAAGCGGAAGAAAUAUACAGAUACGAUACGGCGACGUUCCAGCAGCUUUUGUAG